This is a messenger RNA of Funneliformis caledonium, 2412 nucleotides long. Lineage: Eukaryota; Fungi; Glomeromycota; Glomeromycetes; Glomerales; Glomeraceae. The record is from the annotation of a GenBank genome assembly.
AUGGCUUAUCCUAAUGCAUAUGAAGUGCCUUUUCCUCAGAUAAAUCCUCGAAUCACUCAAUCGUCUACUAACCCACCGUUUCCUACUCCUCAAAGAAGACCAUCCUCUUCACCCACACCAGGACGAGAGAGAGAGCUUUCCCCACCUUCCACCCCUCAAAGAAGAAGCACUGGAAAUUCUCCAAUGAGUUCAAUAGAGAGUAUAGUGACUCAACUUCUAAUUACCACCAGAUUAUUGCUGGAGGGUUUAACUGGUUGGUCUUUGGGGCGUAUGACUGAACAACAAGUUUCAGAUAUCUACGUGAAACUUACUAGUGAGCUAAAUACGGUUAUUCAUAUAUUCGGACAGUCAAGGAUUGAUAUGAGCGAUCUAGCAAGUAUUCCACAGGAUUUAAGGGGUUGUCUAGAAAUUGCUUUAAGUGAGGAAGCUUCCCCAUCUGCCUUGGAAGCUCAUCUUCCUAAAAUUAAAGAUAUUAUAGUACAUUUAUUACAAGGAUUAAAAGCAAAGCAAGCCAUUCUUCGUCAUUUACAGACCCAAGAACAAAAUUCUAUGCCAGUUUUAUCAAACAUGACAAGGUCUGUUUCAGUUAGAUCAACAAAUUCAACGAGUCCAAAAGUGUCAGAUGACAAUCCACCAUCUAACACUGUUAGAAGGAAUGUUAGUUCACCUUCACGUAUUAGCGUAGGUGGUAGUCCAAAUUAUUUGCCAGAUCCUAUGGAUGCAUUGAAACAUAGCGACAACCUUGAACGACGUGCUUCUAGAAGAUUAUCGGCCUACACUAUGCAAAGGGGUGGUGGUAAUACAAGGUCAAGGUCAAAUUUGCACAGUCAUGAUAACUUUGAAUCACCAUCACCUGAACCAGUAGUUCCUUAUUCGGUUGAAAAAGAUGAUGAUGGGACAAUGAAUCAUGAGGAACGGACAGAUGAAAAUACUUCAGUUGGUCUACAACCUGUAUCCGAACUGCCAAAAGAUGAAGAUGCUUCUAAUGCUUCUACAGUAGAGAAACAAGAUGUAAAACUUCCGACUAUUAAUAUUGAAGAACCGCAGAAAAAGAAGAGCCUUACAUUAUAUUUGCAACUUGGUAAAGGUGUCAAGAAAAUCGAAUAUGAUGGGGACAUAAGUAUCCCAGCAAUAAGAAUGUUAUUCAUUGAGAAGUUUCAAUAUAAUCCUGGAAUGGAUGAUUUUCCAAAUAUAUAUAUAAAGGAUCCAAGUCUAGGGAUAUUUUACGAAUUGGAAGACCUUUCCGAGGUCAAAAAUAAAUCGGUGUUAGCUUUGAACCUUGAAGCACUCGAACAAGUUAAAAAACAUUUCGAUCAAAGUAUAGCUAAUCUAACGAAGGAGAUAUGUGACAUUAAGAAGUCAUUCUCAGAAAAUACAGAACUUUUGCGUCGUGGUAAUCUUGUUAAUUCUGUUCCUCCAACACCGAAACCCACCGAAAGUCAUUUUAAAGAUUUAGCAAGAAUUGUCCUUUCUAACCUUAGUGAAACAAGAGAUGUGCUUGUUAUGAAAAUUGCUAACGAUCUUAGAGGACAAUUUGACGAAGUUCAAAAUCUUCGAAGAGACUUGGGGGUUAUGCGACAAUUCUAUAAUGGAUUUCAGUCAGAUACAAAAAAAAUGAUUGAAGACUUGAUGAAACAGACAGCCACGGUUAAUCAAGUUGCAAUAGCCAAAGUUGGGUCAACAAGGACAUUUAUUGAAGCUGGUAAGGAUAAAUUGGAAACGCGUACAAAGAAUUUAGUUACCAAAGUAGAUGAAUUACAGGAUAUUAUUGAUGAUCUUAAAGCUGAUGUUACAGCGAGGAGAAGUAAACCACGAGAAACAGCAGUUCAACAAGUCAAGGAAGAGUCGGACGCUGUUGCUAAAGAGCUUGCAUCUUUGCAGGAGUACGUUAAAACUGUUAAACCAAUGUGGAAGAAAACAUGGGAGGAAGAAUUACAAAUGAUUGUUGAUGAACAACAAUUUUUAAUUCAUCAAGAAGAGCUUAUUGAGGACUUAGAAGAUGAUAAUAAGAAAUUAAAAGAAGUAUUUGAACAAAUCAUGAAAGUCGUAGAAAUACAAUCUAAAUCUAAACCAAAAGAAUUUUUUGUCAAACCGAGAGAGGAAGGGUUCGAAGGGUUAAAAUCGGUACUUCAAGAAGUUCGUGGAAUUGCACCUGAUCAUGAGAGAAGGAUAAAAGCUAUGGAAUUAGCGGAAAAACAAAGAGAACGCGAUUUAGCCAACCGUAUUGAUGAAUUUGAAUUAGAAUUAACAAAUUUCGUCGCUCAAAAUAAAUUAAAAAAGACUGGUGGAGCUGAGGAGAUAGAAAGGUUAAGACAAAAGAAAAACGAAGAAAAUUUAAAACAAUUAUUCAAGGCAACAGAAAAUGCCACAAAUGAAAAAGGCAAAGAAAAUAAGGAUAGUAACGAAUCAUAA